This is a messenger RNA of Gordionus sp. m RMFG-2023, 3505 nucleotides long. RefSeq lists its product as uncharacterized. The transcript is spliced from 6 exons. NCBI's taxonomy places the organism in Eukaryota, Metazoa, Nematomorpha, Gordioida, Chordodea, Parachordodidae. The record is from RefSeq and is a predicted model, not a curated record. Bases 217 to 2613 code for a protein of 798 amino acids.
CCCCUCCUAAAAUAAAUAAUUAUAUAUUAAUUUUUAUGCCACGAUUCGUUUAGUUAUUAUAUAUAUUAUCAUCAUUAUCAUCAUGUUUUUGAAAAGUUCUGGAAUAAAAGGGAUUCUAACUAGAAGAGAAAGCCAUUCCGACAUGAUGGGACAUGAAUCAUACGAAUCUCUCGUGGAAGAUUAUAGAGAUCAGCUGCCCACGAUUUCACGUUUUAAAUGCGUGAUAUGCGCUUAACCGAAAAUGCGACAAGAUCCUUUUUGCCUGCCACCAUUUAUUCCGUUUGUCCGAAUCUAGUGAAUAAUCGAAAAAAUUUCACCCUUUUUGCUAAAAAAAUUAUCAACCCCAAACCUAAUCCACCUAAUAAAAUCAAUUCUGACACCGCAAAUUCCUGCGCGGCACGUGCGGUGAUAAUAUCGCCAUCCUUAUUCAAUACCGACCUCGUGACCAACCCGUUCAUCAAACACCCAGCCUUGAUUCUGAUAGUAUUCUUGUGCUUCAUGUCGAUAUUACUAAACGACGUCAAUUGCAUGAAGGCCCCCUGGGUCUCGAGGAUUGAAAGAUCAUCGUACACCACCACCCCCAUUCAUUACUUCGAAAUACCUAAUAAUUCGACCAAGAACGCUACUCGCUUUAACCAAUCAUCCGCAAACGUAUUACGAGAUUACGUUUUUUUCAAACGGCGAAUAAAAUCGUUUAAAAAUCAUUACAGAAGGAGACCCAAAUCCUGGGACAAGACCAAUUUUAAACUAUUUUAUCGCGGUGUCGAUCGCAACAUUACCCCAUUCUCUAUAAAAGCGAUAACCACUCCGCAUCAUAAGAGCCUAACACGCUAUAAACAACGGUCCCUUGAUUCAAUUUUGCCAAACCUCUUCGGUCUCCUAGAUCACAAUAAUACGGAGGAGGAAAAUAUAGAUAGUGUCGCCACAGCUCACCCCUCAAGAGAAGGUUUUAAAGCUGGAAUUUCUUAUGAAAUUUUAAAACUCAAAUUAGGGCUUCCUUCUCGUGAAAGUAUUUAUAAUCAGAAUCGCAUAACUGACGCUAUAUCGCCUUCUUUCGCCAAUGAGAACCUUCACAGAUACCAAACUACCCUUCGUUCCUUUCCAGACCUGGUUCAGCACACUCCUUUAAUAAUCGUAGCCAAAAUGGUUCCCCUCUCGUGCUACCGUAAUACGGAAUACACGACCAACGAUAUUCCCGCAUUCCUUGGGGACCAAAAAUUUAUGGAGCUUAACAGCCCUGCUGCUCACUCUUCGAUACGUUUGGAAACUUUUGACGUCUACGAUAGAUUGAAGAAGUGGGCCGGAAGGGAUGCAUUUCUUCUAAAAAAAUUAGAAAAUUAUAUGACAGGAAUCUACAAUGCUUCAAAUAGAACAAACCCAGUAGACGUUACUAAUGAACGAAUACAUCCUCUUCAUCAAUCGACGACUCAUUACUCGGGAUCUAUUAAUGAUAAUACAAUAUCUAACGAUAUAAUACUGCCGUUCAAGGUGACUCCUAUCAAGAUUAUCAAAGGAGGUCAACAUUAUACUUCUCUUAUAGGUCAAGAAAUAUAUCUCACUUGGGACAAAUCGGGAAUUUUUUCCGAUUCCACUAUCAACAAAGAGGUGGCGCCAAAUAAGUCAUCAGGGUUUUCUUACUUCUGGUACCCGUCGCCGCCCCGUUUCCACCCUAAACUACCGUAUUCCUCCGAUAAUUCUGGAUCGAUUAGACCUAUUACGGCCGAACCUCAAACCGCUACAGGUGUGGGACAGAUUUUUGAUCCCCUGUUCAACGGCAAAUAUAACGUUUGCUCGCCUCCGACCGAUUACGAUAAUAAGGUGGCACCUCCUAACGAUGAUUCCUAUAUCCUGUUCUUGGAACGAUUGCAUCCGAUUCGUCUUAAUACUUCUUCUUCUUCAAUUAACAAUCUUAGUCAGGACUUGAAUUCCGGCGAAAAUAUAUUCAAUCUCAAAUCUAUCCCCUUCGAUUCUACGGCUAAACUUAAAAAGGAAAUUCGUAAAAUUUGUUACGGCUCUCCCUUUCAUUGCGAUUCCAUGAAAGACGAUAAAGUCUUGAAUAGAGCGAAAAUACUCAAUUUUAACGCUUCAAAAUACGCCCGACCAGUGUCCCUCGGGAAAACAAUAAUUCUCAAAUGCCGCAUAAAUAACCGCCGGUUGGUGACUAAUAAGGUAAGAUGGUUUAAAGAUGGUCGUAGAAUAGAGUUCAAUACUAAGCGUCGAAAAAUAAGAAAUGUCGAAAAGUUCGGAAAAAAUGGGUACGAAGAAGUGAAACGUCUUAUCUACGAAUCAAAUAAGCCCGAAGAAUUCAAACGGGAGAAAAGGAGGAUACUCAUAACCCAACAAGAGAAAAUAACCAUUCUACGAGUAUCGAGGGCUAAAUUAAGCGACUCGGGUAGCUAUCAUUGCCAAGCGAAAACUUAUUGCGGCAACAUCGUACGCUCGGCCCCUUCCCUCAUUCGUAUCUAUCAUAAAAAAGUAUCCAAGCCCGAUUACAAAUGCGUUAUCUUGAUGUGCGAAAACGGGGGAACGUGCUUCAAAUCCAUCAUGGGUCUCGAAUAUUGCGAAUGCUUACCAAUUUUCGCCGGUCAUAACUGUCAAUAUAAUUUAAGCUAAAAAAAAACAACCUGUUUGUUUGUUUGUUGGAAAAUGAAACAGGAAAACAAAAAUUACCAACAUAGGAAAAUGGAAUCUAAGAUUGGAUCAAGGAAAAAACUAAUAAACAAUAAGGACACAACAAUCCAGAAGCUAAUCUUCAAAAAUAAAAAAUGGGAUCAAACCUUAAAAAAAAAUACUCAAAAAAUCUAAACCGAAUCUGCUUACUUACGAUCUUCCAUCUAACCCUCUCUAAUCUCUAAGCUACAAAAAAUAUGAGAGUCGAUAAAAACACUGCUUAACGUUUUAUAAUAGAAAAACGUGAAAAAAUUGAAUUUUUUUUUAGAUCGUCAAAAAAAAAUCUUUGUAAUAUUUAACAUUACGAAAAAUAGUAGUAAAAUAUUAGUUAAAAAAUAUAUAUUAUUUUAGCUAAAAAAAAUAAUCUAAUCAAAAUGCAUUUAUUUGUUUUUUUUAAUCAUAUAAUUAUUAUAGAUAUUUGUUUUUAACUUUAAAAGCAAGGAACUCCCUCCCCCCCCCCUUCCCCAAUUCCAAAACGUUUAGCAUUUUUAAUCUUAUACAUUUAAUAUCCGCGUUCGUAGUGGGAUUUACGCAAUUUAAAAUGUUAAAUUUUCGCGCGAGGUCGUCAUUCAUCGCUGCUAUUUCCGCAUUGCUUUAUUUUUAUGAACGCGGCAAAAAAAACACUUACCUCUCUCUCUUUCUCUAUAAUAAAAUGAACGCUUUUAUUUGCAUAUUUAUAUCUUGCGUUGUUUAAACGGCUCGUUUUGAGGCGAUUUUUAAAAACGGCUAACUCAAUAUUUUUAGCCAGAAAAAUUGUGCCUAAGCCUCGAGAUUAUCCGAUAAUAUAUGUCUAGACCAUUGUUCCUUCUAUGAACAAUCAGGCUUGCUUAACAUU